Amphibalanus amphitrite is the source of this 2366-nucleotide messenger RNA. RefSeq names its product CWF19-like protein 1. Lineage: Eukaryota; Metazoa; Arthropoda; Thecostraca; Balanomorpha; Balanidae. The record is from RefSeq and is a predicted model, not a curated record. Gene Ontology annotation, cellular component: post-mRNA release spliceosomal complex. Bases 754 to 2277 code for a protein of 507 amino acids. The transcript is spliced from 2 exons. Gene Ontology annotation, biological process: mRNA splicing, via spliceosome. Gene Ontology annotation, molecular function: RNA lariat debranching enzyme activator activity.
GGUACCGUUUAACAUCGCGACUCCUCUAAUACAUAGUCGACGUCUCCCCGUCUCUGUUCGGGCCCGUGGCUGUGUUAUCAGCCCUGCGUUUCGGGUGUUGUGGUCGUGUAUGUCGCGGGCUACAGGACCGAUGGUAUCACUGAUAUGUUCAGGAGUACCCGAUGUGAUGGCUCGGUGGACUGCGCAGAUAGUGUGGUACUCGGCUAAUUCGUCUGCCCGCAGCCAGCCGAGCUGCUGUAUGACGUCAGAGAUGUGGUCGCUGCGUCUACGGCCACUGACGACUCUGGCACAGAAAUUGAGAAUUUUCUGGACACGAGCCAUCUGGGUCACACCGCACGACCCAUACACGCUUAUACAAUACCGCACGAUCGAUAUGACUAGGGCUUGAACAACUACCUUACGUGUGUUUGCUGGCAUCACGUGGCGGGCAUGACUGAGAGCGAUUAAAAUUCCUGUGCAUUUUGAUGCCAUGGCGGUGAUGUGAGCUUGAUAGUUCAGAUGGCGGUCGAGAUAAAGUCCGAGGUUCUUCACCGUCCCUGCAUCGACUACAGUUGGUGCCGGUCGUAUAGUAUGUUAUGAGUGGUUAUCAGCACAUCAUGCCAAAGAAGCCGUGAAGAGAAACUCCUGAUACCAGCACUUCAAGCUGCAAACUUGUCUCAUUUGCCAAUGGUGCCAGCUUUACAAGAGCCACUUUUGUUACUUGGAAGAUUAUAAAAGGACAUUUUUCAUAUCUACUAUCUACAACACAGUGCAAUGCCACCAGUGAAAAUACUUGUGUGUGGCAACAUCGAUGGCAAAUUCAAUCAAGUUUUCAACCGUGUUGCGACGGUUAACAAAAAGAAUGGCCCAUUUGAAUUCCUGCUCUGCUGCGGCAACUUCUUCGGCAGCGGGGACAACAGCGAGUGGGCCGCAUACCGGGAGGGCAGCCGGCGCGUGCCGCUGCAGACGUACGUGCUCGGCUCGGCCGGCCGGCUGCCGCGCCACCUCCACCCGGACGCCGACGACGACGAGCUGUGUCCGAACGUGGUGGCGCUGGGCGAGCGGGGUGUGUUCACCUCCACCGGCGGCGUCAGCGUGGCCUACCUGGCGCCGGCCGACGGCCAGCACCCCAGCGCCGCCGACGUGCGCGCGCUGGAGCAGGCGCUGCUGGCCUCCAGCGCCGCCGGUGUGGACGUGCUGCUGACACCGGGCUGGCCGCGCGGUGUGACGCGCCGCGCCGCCGUGCCGGCCGGCGUCUACACCGAGGAGACGGGCUCGCUGCUGACGGCGCGCCUGCUCUACUGUCUGCGGCCGCGCUACGUGUUCAGCGGCGGCCUGGCCAUGCACUACGAGCGGCUGCCCUACCGCAACCACCAGGUGCUACGCGACCAGCAGACACACGUCACGCGCUUCAUCUCGCUAGCAGCAGCCUUCAACGCCGAGAAGGCUAAGUGGCUGUACGCAUUCGGCCUGGAGCCCAUGUCGCGGAUGGCGCGUGCCGAUCUGGUGACACAGCCGCCCGAUGUCACCGAAUGUCCGUUCUCGGCUGAGGAGAUGGCCUCAGCCGCGGCCGGCGCAGACGACGCGGCCAAACAGUACUUCUACGCGACGGACGGACGCGGCGAGCCGGCGGCCAAACGACGUCGGCAGCAGCCGCGCGCCGACCGGCCGCCGCCGACCCCCUGCUGGUUCUGCCUGGCGUCCCCCGAGGUGGAGAAACACCUAGUGGUGAACGUGGGCGACAAGUGCUACUUGGCGCUGGCCAAGGGCGGCCUGGUGUCCGACCACGUGCUGAUCCUGCCCGUGGAGCACGUGCGCGCCUCCACAGAGGCCGACGACGAGCUCUGGGCGGAGAUCGGCGCCUACAAGCAGCGCCUGCAGCAGCUGUUUGCCGCCGAGGACAAGGCGGUCGUGUUCUUCGAGCGCAACUACAAGCAGUCGCACCUGCAGGUGCAGUGCGUGCCGGUGCCGUCGCGGGUGGCGCCGGCGCUGAAGGAGGCCAUCCAGGACCACUGUGACAGCGAGGGUGUCUCGCUGGACGAGGUGCCGCCGCUCUCGGACGUGCGGCAGCUGGCGCCGCCCGGCGCGCCCUACCUCUACGUCGAGCUGCCCGGCGGCGUCAAGCUGUACCACAAGGUGGCCGGUAAGCUUCCGUUGAGCAUCGGCCGCUCGAUGUUGGCCUGCCCGCCGCUGCUCAACAUGCCCGACAGAGUCGAGUGGAGUCAGUGCGUGCUACCCAACGACGAGCAGACGGCAAACGCCAAGGAGUUCAAAACAAAGUUCAAAAAGUUUAAGUGAUAAGACGUGAAUGAACGUCAACUUUAUGUCUCACGCAUUGGUUUAUACUGAAAACACAUCAUAUGGUCAAAUAUAUCAUCAAUUUCGUA